This is a messenger RNA of Gongylonema pulchrum, 810 nucleotides long. Lineage: Eukaryota; Metazoa; Nematoda; Chromadorea; Rhabditida; Gongylonematidae. The record is from the annotation of a GenBank genome assembly.
AUGUCACUGGCGAGCUGUGCUGGCGGUGUGGCGAAACUGAACACUGGCUAUUGCAUCCCGAUGGUCGGGCUUGGCACCUACAAGAUCACUGGUCAGCAGGCGGUCAGUGCGGCUGUGGACGCUGCCCUGCAAGCCGGAUAUCGUCUGUUUGAUACGGCCAAAUAUCUGGAUUUGGUGCUGAUACACUAUCCCAAGGCGGACGCUUGUGAAAACGAUGAUGUACGAAAUCCACAGAAUCGUAUGGACGCAUAUAUGGAGCUGGAAAAAUUGAAAGAUGAGCGCAAAGUGCGAUCAGUUGGUGUUUCAAAUUAUGAAGUUAAACAUAUCAAGGAGAUUGAAAAUUUUGGAAAAAUGAUGCCUUCUGUGAAUCAAGUCGAGUUUCACCCUCAUUUUACUCGCAACGAAUUGAGAGAGUAUUGCAGUACUGAAGGAAUAUUCUUCCAGGCUUAUUCGUCUCUGGCUAGGAAUCAUCCCGACUUGAUGAAUGAAGCCAAAAUUCUUGAAAUUUCGGAAGCUCACAAAUGUUCACCUCAGCUGGUACUUUUGGUUUGGGCAUUAGGCCUUGGUGUCGGUAUUAUACCGAAAUCGGCAACUCCGGAACGAGUGAUCGACAAUUUCAAGGUUGUUAAUCUGAAACUGACGGAGCAAGAAAUCAACGAAAUAAGCAAACUGGAUCGCAAUAAGAAUUAUAUACGGUGCGAUGGUUGGAAUGUUGUUAAUCUGAAACUGACGGAGCAAGAAAUCAACGAAAUAAGCAAACUGGAUCGCAAUAAGAAUUAUAUACGGUGCGAUGGUUGGAAUGUGAACUGA